Messenger RNA from Anopheles cruzii, 7968 nucleotides. Its product is annotated as pneumococcal serine-rich repeat protein-like. Lineage: Eukaryota; Metazoa; Arthropoda; Insecta; Diptera; Culicidae. The transcript is spliced from 7 exons. The coding region runs from base 1 to 7968 and encodes 2655 amino acids. The record is from RefSeq and is a predicted model, not a curated record.
AUGAGUGCCGAGGUUAGUGCCCAAUGGAGAUCGCUCGGAUUCAGCGGAACCUCGUCCUCGGACGGUUGCGGUGGGCCACAGCACCACUCGCCCUCGCCGGUUCCGGUGGUUCCUGAGUUGCUACCGAUCGCCCCGGGGAAGCCCACAACGGCGACGACCAAGGCGAAGACGACGGCUGGCACAGCAGCAGCAGACCCAUCCGCCGGAAAGUCGCGGAAGUUGGCCAGCGCGAGUCACCAAGAUGAAGGUUGCGCCAGCUCGUCGGAAGAGUUCAACUGUGAGCUAGUGUUGCGCUCACUCCACGCAACCGACGAUGGUGGUGGUGGGGUCGGUGGCGGCUCAGGGCGCGACAGUGCGGUAAGGAUACUGACGGCCACCGAAUCUACCGCCGACCGCGAUUCCGGGUUCGAGACGCCCUCGCUGGACACCACGAUUCUGCUUCCGUGGGAAACGGCGUCCCAGCGACCGGAAGUGGCCACCGGCGACGACGACCAGGACCAAGGAAAACAUCGCCACGGAGAUGCGCCGGAACAAGGACAGCACUAUGUAGCGCACGUUGUUGCAGGGGAAUGCAGCGACUCGAAGGACACGAAGCUGAUACUGAGGCGACGCAACGUCACGCCGCCGACCGAACAGCAGUCACCGCGCUGCCAGAACGCCAACGCCGAUUCGGUUCCGAUGGCGGAAGUAGCAACAGCCGGGUCAAUCGGAUCGUCCUCGAGGUUGCAAACCGCCGUCGUGAAAAAGGAACUGCCGGAUGAGCCACCGGCCGCCGGAGAUGCUGGCGACAAGUCGUCCAUGGUGGUGGUCAAGCGCGAACUGGUGCCGGAUGCUGUCGCCGAACAGUCACGGGUUACCGUGCUGCCGCUACCACAACCCGCACCACCACCACCGGCGCCACGGAGGGCUCCCCAUAAGGACGAUCCGCUUCCGCUGCCGUUGGAGCCGAAGGAACACCGAAAGUCGAACCGGCGGAGACAGUUUACAGAUCGGGUCGUCGAUACGCUCUGCCUGCCGGAGAUCUUCUUCAAUGCCCGCAUACGCCCGAAACCGAAGCCAAAGGGGCUGGGGGGGACCAAGUCGGGGAAGGUGGCGAUCACCGUCGCCGCCACGACGGCGACCACCUCCUCCAAGAAACGUGCCAUUCCUGCAUCGGUGACGACGACCCCCCCGAGCAGUGCCUCGACGAAGCGUCCACCAAAAGCACCACAGCAAGCGCCAAGCGCUUCCGCGACGACCCCAACGCCGGACGUUGCCGUCGCCCGAAGGUCCCGCACGCCGGCGGCCACCCCGUCACCGGCGUCAACCCCGACGGGCUCGGUCGCCAGCGGCGCCACCGCCACGGCCACGCCGGUGGGCGGUGCCGCCGCCUCCACAGUUCCUAGAGUUAAUCCCAUCUUUCUGUUCGUCAAGCAGGAAGACACGCGCAUCGUCGAGGUGCGCUGCGAGGACUACGAUAAGCGCAACCGUAUACGAUUAACCCGCACCGGCACCGGAAGCUGGCGGGCCAUUCCGCGAACCGACACCAGUUCGUCGGUGAUGUUCUCACUGUUUCCGCCGUACAAACACUCGUCGAAAGCCCAACAGCAACACCAUAGCAAGCACCACAAGCACAAGAAGUCGAAGAAGAAAAGGAAGCGCCACUCGGAGGACGAGCGGCGACGGCGAGGGUUGAUGGACAGCAGCAGGAGUAGCAGCUGCAGCACGGCGGCCGCCGCCACCCCGACCACCGGUGGCACCCCGAGUGGACGCCGGAAGGUGACGUUCUGUUUGGGCGUGAAGCAGGAGAAGCUCGAAGCGACGGUGGCCCAGCCACCGGAAGAGCACCACCAUCAGCAGCAGCAUCCGGCGCCCCCGAAGCGCACGGCGGCGGACGUAAAAGCGGAGGAGCGGGAGCGCGAGGAAGCGAUUGCCGAGCUGAUACGAAACUACCACGAGCAGCAGCAGCGGCAACUGCAGGAACUGCAGGAAAAGCUCGCCGCCAGCAGCCGACUGGCGAUGGGCGGGAGUGACGAGCCGAUGGCGGCGGCCGGAAGUGGUAGCAAUAAUAAUAUCACUAGUUUUAGCGAAUCCUCCACCACCAACAGUCUUCUUCCUCGUACUAGUAAUAGUAGUGGUGGCAACCAUCGCAACAGCAGCGCAGCAGGCGCCGACGGUGGCGACGAACACAUAAGCAAUAGCAGCAAGCCACGACAGGUCGACAACAAUCAAAAGGUAGAGCUUCUCGAGCUAGACGACGACGACGACGAGGACGAAGUGCAGGAAGUGGUGCACCAUGCCACGGACGGCGAUGCGAUGGCAGCACUGGUCGCAGUAUCCCGCAGCAGCAACCGGGAGUGGCCUGGUGCUGCGAUGGCAACGACGGCAUCGACCCCGUCGAAAGCUUCUCAUCUUGACGACUCCGGCGGUGGCGGAGGCCGGGGGCAACUGUUGGAUAGCAUCGAGUCACAUGGUGCGCAUGUGCCAAACGGGCUCGGGUUCGGUCUUGCCUUGGCCUCCGGCUGCUCCCCGGCUGGUAGCAGCAGCCUGCAGGACGUCGUGCUGAGCGUCGACGGUAGCGCCGGCCCCGCGGAACUGAUUGCACUCGAUGAACUUGGGCUUGGGAAUCAACACCAACACCAAGGCGACGACGACGACGAUGACGACGACGUGCAGCUACUCGGCGUGGAAGGAGCAUCCGGUGGUGGAUUCCACCACCACCACCAGCUGCUGCACCACUCGCUGUACGACGACGACGACGAUGAUGUGAUGCUCGGCGAGGAGAUGCUCGGCACGGGCACGGGAACCGGGGCCGGGACUUCGGCCACCAACGGGCCCACCGCGGGCCUCGUUGGUGUUAGUGUGUCGGAAGCUGGGGAACGUGGCAGACGACCAUCGGGACCUUCGGUGUCGUCGUCGGCGGCGGCGGCCGCGGGAGAAGAGGAUAAUGCGUUGCUUCUGCUGCACUCGUCACUGGCGCUGGCAGCGGCCGCAGCAGCCGCAGCGGCCGCCAGCGAUGCAACACUGACGAACGGUGGCGGUGGUGGCAGCGGCGCAGUGGACGGCCGCCGCCCCACCGUGGUGGAGAUUGACGACGAUGAAGUGUGCGUUUUGGAGCAGCCCCAGCAGCAGCAGCAGCAGCUGGCACCAACACCAACAGCGGGGCAGGAUCAGCGCCAGCAGCAGCCGUCGGAGCGCCGGAAUGCUGUUGGUGCCGAGUCACAGAAAAGAGUUCGACGGAACGACGAGGAUACGACGACGACGACGGCGACGGCCAUCGUCGGGUGCCCGGAUAGUGUAGCGACGCACACGGGAACCACUACGACGACGACGACGACGACGAUGAUUACGAAGGCGGCCACUGACGGUGCUAGUGCUGCUGGUGCUGCUGGUAGUAGUGGUGGGAAGACGAAAUCGGCUUGCACCGAGAACGCGGAAGUGCAUCCACCGCACAUCACCAUCAGUAGUGAUAGUGAGCUCGACGAUGACGAUCCGAAGCACGGGCUGCAGCAGCACCAGCAGGACCACCUUCACCAGCAGCAGCAGCAACAACAACAACAUCAUCAUCUGCAUCAUCAUCAGCUGCAGCACCACCACCACCAUCCCCUCCACCAUCACCAUCUGAGUGCGGAGUUUGGCGAUCUGAUCGACGACAUACAGUCGGCGGCGGCGGCGAGUCCGCGCGAGGAUCUGCUGAAUGCGGCGGCAGCGGUAGCGAGCUGCGCCGCCGGCGGUGGUGACACGACGAUGACCGGUGUCGAGCUGCUCGAUUCUCUCGUCGUGGAGCAGCAACAACAACAACAACAACAGAGGUGCGCAGACAAUCACAACAACAUCGGAACAAGCGGUGCGACGGCAACGACCACGACGAGCGCAGCGACGGCGACGGGUGGCGAUAAGGGGGCCGCUUCAGCCGCCGCCACCACCACCACGAUCUACACGAUCGCCGACGAUUACAACGACGACGAGGAGGACGAUGUGCUGCUCGAACCGGAACCGGUGGCGGACAUCAUCUCGCGGCUAGGCGAAUCCCUCAGCACCUCGCCCAAGUGCCUGUCGUUUAACGAGGCGGGCGAAAUCGAGGGUCUCACGGGUGAUCUGUUCGAUACGAGCAUCACCCACCACUCGCUGCACGCCGAGGACAUCCUGCCGAACCCGUUCGCCCCGUCGGCGAUGGCGGCACUGGUGACGAGUCAGCCGCAGCCGGUUUCGAGUGGCACGGUAGCUACGACCACCUCCGCGGCAGCGGCGACGGCGGUGGCUUCCUCCUCGACCGGUGCCUCGCUCGAGGACGAACUGUCGAUCACGAUCAAGGAUCUGACGGAGGCAAGUGAACACGCGAGUUCCUACUUUGCGGCGGCUACCACGAGCGGCGGCGCCGGAGAUAGUGAAGCCCUCACCACCGAGCUGAAGGAGGCGUCGGGGACGGGGGGUGGAAGCGGGUCCCCAACUACUAGUGCCAUCGGGGGUGUCGAAGGCGGCGGUGUGAGUGCGAAAGAGUUGCCAUCGGAGGCACCGAUCGUGAUAUCGCCCGACUCGUGCCAGGAGGAGCUACCGAAGGACCUGAGCUGCCGCAAGCGUAGCCUGUCCCCGUCGCCCCGGCCCGUCUCACACAGUUCCGAUGCGAUCCAGUCCCCACAGCCGAGCGGCCUGCCAGCGGUCCCGCCGUCACCGGACCUGUUCCUACAGCCCAAAUCCGUGUCCGCGUCCAGCAGCAGUAGCAGUAGCAGCAGCAGCCACCACUCGGCGGCGGCGGCGUCCAGUGUCAUCGAGGCACUGAUGUCGCAAGCCGCGGCCGCCAUUUCCGCCGUCUCGAAGGCUGGCAACGGCCGGUCCGCUGGGGGUGGCUCGACCACCACCAGUACCGCGACGAGCACGACAAGUUGUAGUUCCUCGGUGGCGGCCACCACAACCACCACGGCGACGGCGAGUGUCAAGAGGGCCGCGGCGCCGGCCAUGGCCGGGCAAAAGGAGCCCCUCGAUUUGGGCUCCAAGUGUCGCAAGUCCGCCAGCCCCACGGUGAGCUGCUCGGAGGAAGCGAAACGGCUGAGCUCUUCCACUCCGGUGGCCACCGCGGCCACGAUGCUGCCCAGGGACGCCGAGGACACCGACAGUGAACCGCGGGCGAAACGGAUCAAAACCGACCCCGAGCAGCAGCACCACUCAUCGUCCGUGAAGGCGUCCGGAGUUGCGCUUCCGGUAUCUCCCCUACUCACCACGAGUUCGAGUUCGUCCGCCAGUGCCACGAUGACGUCAACCUCGUCCAGUUGUGGAAAGGCAAGCGGGACGGCCCCGUCGAGUGUUGCCUCGAUGAGCACUUCCGGUGGGACCGGUGGCAAUUCCUUUAGCAAUCUGAACGACUCCGCCCGGCUGGUGGAGAUGCUGACCACGGGCAACGAUCCGGACGCGCUGACGCAACUGCGCCUCCUGGUGGGCAACCCGGCCUGGAAGGUACCUGAUCCGCUGCUCGUGCCAAAAGAUCGUCUCAACGCGGUGCUCGCUUCGCCGGCCCGCGAAAUUCCGCUGCUGCUGACCACCCGGCCCGAGCUGCGGUUGCCGGAGGCGUUCGCGUUCCCCAACAUCCUGCAGGACCCGGACAUUCUGGUGAUUUCGUUGCAGCAGCUCGAGACGAUUCUCCAGACGCAGGAGGAGUUGCUGAAGCUGAAAUCGAAAUCCUCCUCGCUGGAGGUAACGGCGGUUGUGCCCCCGUCACCGGUUGCCGCUGCGUCACCGGUGACCUCACCGAUUGCGGGCGCCCCAUCGAGCAAGAAGGUCCACCACCACCAGCAACAGCAGCAGCACCAUCACCAUCACCAGACCACCCCACCGGUGCCGCCGAGCCCGCUCGAAGCGCUCAAACAGACGCUGACGGCCUCGGCGGCCAAGCAGAACCCGGUGAUGAGCACUCUGCUGGCUUCCGGGUUGGCCGGCGACAUUGACGCAGCGACGACGGCCGCCUUCAACCAGAUGCUCUGGCUGCCGUACCUGGGCCAGAUGGGCCAGUUUGCCCCGGAACUUCUGAAGGCCAUGAUGAACCUGCCCGGUGCUGCGUCCUCGGCGGCGACCGUUGCAGCUGCGGCGGCCGCUGCCGUCGGAGGAGCUGCCGGUAGUGGUGGCACCACCGGCAACGCCGCGGGACCGAUGGGGAACAGCUUGGCCGACAUGUUGCCCUUCAUGGGGCCUCGGUUUCAGGACUUUUGUGGGUUGCCACCCGCCUCGGCGAACAGCCCGCUCGAGUACAAGCGGCAGCUGGAGCUGGCGAUGCUCCAGGAAGCGAUGACCACGGCCAACUUGCAGCAACGCAAGCAGCAAGAGGCCGCCCAGAAGAAGGCAGCCGCCGUGGCAGCGGCAGCCGUCCACAUCGAUCGCAAGCCGAUCAUCGGAGCGAAAACGCUCGAGCAGCAGCGCUCGGUGGCCGCGGUCACGGCCGCCGCCAACAUGUUCCAGACCCAGCAGAAGAAGGCGGCUGCGGCGGCGGCCGCUGCUGCGGCCGGCAUGAUGAACCCGCUUGCGAUACCUCAGUUCAUGACGCCUCCAACGAUGCCGCACGGUGGUGCAAAUGCAACGGCGGCACGCUACGGAGCUGGCGGUGGUACGUCAGGAGCCGCCGGCGGCUCCCGCGCGGCUGCCCUAGCUCAAUCGGCCACGCUACUACAGCAACAGCAGGCGGCCCUGCAGCAGCAGCAGCAGCAGCAGCACCGACAGCAGCAAGCGUUCAGCCCGAGUGGGUUCAAAAAUAUGGCCAAUCUAAUGAACCAAGCGGCAGCGGCGGCGGCCGCUUCCGGUGGAGCGGUCUCGAUGCGCCCCGGUGGUGGCCACCAGAACACCGGAAACACUCACCGUCAGCAGCAGCUCUCGGCGAUGCAGAAAGCGAAACUGCAACAGCAGCAGCAGCAACUUGCACAACAGCAACAAGCGGCGGCGGCGGCGGCCGCGGCCAGUCUCGGUGCGGCCGGGAUGUUCGGUUCGGCGGCGGCCAACUCGUUCUUCAACCUGCCCACCAACUUCCAGGAGUUCCACGAGCAGCAGCAACAGCUGGCGCGGAAGUUGCAGAAAGAACAGCUUCACCAUCACCAGCAACAGCAGCAGCAGCAACAACACCACCACCAGCAACAACAGCACCACACGCAGCAGCAGCAGUUGCAACUGCAGCAACAGCAACAGCAGCAGCAACUGCUGCAGCAACAUCAUCAGCUCCAGCAGCAGCAUCAUCAGCAGGAGCAGGAGCAAAAGCCUCGGGUCACGUGCAAGUCGCUAAUGAAUCUGUUGCAACCCGAGAAGCAGCACCAGCUGCACGGCAAGCAUGGCGGCGGCGGCGGUGGAGCUGUGGGUGGCAGCAACAACAACCAGAGCACCUCGAGCAAGCUGGCCAACCUAAUGGCCAUUCCCGGCAUGGAUCUCUACACGGCCCAGCAGCACGACCAGCUGCAGCAACAAAUGUUCCUUCAACAGCAGCAACAACAGCAGCAACAGCAACAACAACAACAGCAGCACAACAACUUCCUCCAGCAGCAGCAGCACCUACUCUCCGGUGCGACUGGCAGUGGAAUGCACCAGCAGCAGCAGCAGCAGGCGAAGCUGAAGGUGAAACCGGGGCUGCACCUGCUGGAUCCGGCCGCCGUCCAGCGGCGGUUGCUGAACACGGACGAGCUGGCCGAGGUUGGCAGCACCACGAACGGGCUGGUGGACGAUAGCACCGAUCUAUCGUCGCCCCUCUGGCACCCACUGUUCGGCAGUGCCCAGAAAGGGUUGGCGGCGGCCGCGGCCGUAGGUGGCGGUCCGGGGUCGGGCAGUGGCAGCAGCCUCUCGCUAACGGGUGGCAGCACUUCCGGUAGCGGUGGCGGAGGCAGCGGUAGCGGCGGCGGCAGUGGCAGUGGAUCCGCGUCGGGUGUUGGCGGAAGUGGUGGCGGAGGCGGCAGCGGUGGCGGAGGAACGAGCAGCUACCACAGUCCAUGGCAAUGGACGACGAUCACGGCGACGGGCGAAUGA